AUGCCACAGCUUACACUCGGUAUUAAAAUACUACCCAACUUUAAAAAAUAUGAAAUACUAAACUUUCUGACAAGCAAAAACGAAGUCACAGAUAACGAAAAACAAUUUAUAUUGAAUAACCGUUACCAUUUUCUUGCGAUUACCGCUCCAAUUAGUGGAUUGUUUGGUGAGAUCAUGCAGGCAUUGUUCUGGGUCCACACUCUGUUGAAAGAAAUGUCGAUACGAGCGAGUAUUUCCGAAUCAUACGCCGGCAACGUUGUACAGUCGGAGACAUUCGUGUUCACAAUAUCGAUGGAGAUGACAUGUGGUGGCAGCAAAUGGCAACUGAUCCAAAAUUAUUUCGAUUGUAUGAUUUCACGGGCAAGACGUUGCAUUCGUGCUGGGGGACAUGCGUUUGCUGAUGAAUAG
This is a messenger RNA of Paramuricea clavata, 408 nucleotides long. Lineage: Eukaryota; Metazoa; Cnidaria; Anthozoa; Malacalcyonacea; Plexauridae. The record is from the annotation of a GenBank genome assembly.